AUGGGGCUCCGAAAAGAACGGGCAGAAGAGGGCUCAGCGGUGGUCGGCGGGGUGGACAGGAGGCCCAGCCUGGGCCCGGUGCUGUGGGACGUGGGCGCGCUCGGCCUGCGGCCCGGGCCGCACCUCAAGCUGCUCGGCAGCGGGCUGCUCCUGGCCUCGCGCUACCCGCUGCUGCGGGCCUCCUUCCGCUGUUUCCCCGACUCGAGGCGCGAGGACGCGCUGGCCUCCAAGGGCCUGCUCUCCGCGCAGGUGCAGCUGGGCGCCCUGGACGGGCGGUGCGUCGUGGGGUUCCUGCACUGCACGCACCUGCAGGCGCCCACCGAGGACGGGGCCCUGCGCUGCGCACAGCUCACGCUGCUGCUGGACUGGGCAGAGCAGUUUGAGGCGGAAGGCUGCCAGAGCGGAGAGGUGGUGGCCUUCAGCGUGCUCCUGGGAGACCUAAACUUUGACAACUGCUCCAAAGAGCACAAGCAGGAACAGGAGCACAAGCUCUUCAGUUGCUUUCAGGACCCCUGCCGGCUGGGCACGGGCCAGGAGCAGCCCUGGUCCCUGGGGACGAUCCUGAGCACCUCCAUGCUCCACCACUCGGUAGCCAGCUCCCCGGAAAUGCUCCGCAGGGCCCUGGAGCAGGAGAAAGAGCGCCACAUCUACAUGGCAGGCUCUCCCCAGGGUAGCCGGAGAGCUAAACCCUGGAGGGGCCGACGCUUGGACUACAUCAUGUACCGGGGAGUGCCGGGGGGCCUACUGAACCCAGAGGUGGAGCAGGUGACCUUCAGCACCGCUUUGGCUGGGCUCACAGACCACCUGCCCGUGGGCCUGCAGCUCCGCGUUUCCCAGGGUUCCGACACUGGCACGUAAGGUGCACCA
Molecule: messenger RNA, 867 nt
Organism: Dipodomys ordii (Ord's kangaroo rat)
Lineage: Eukaryota; Metazoa; Chordata; Mammalia; Rodentia; Heteromyidae
Gene: Smpd5
Product: sphingomyelin phosphodiesterase 3
Exons: 8
Coding region: 1-858 (285 amino acids)
Biological process (GO): sphingomyelin metabolic process
Cellular component (GO): cytoplasm
Molecular function (GO): sphingomyelin phosphodiesterase activity
Source: RefSeq, a predicted model, not a curated record